This is a messenger RNA of Lottia gigantea (owl limpet), 273 nucleotides long. RefSeq lists its product as hypothetical. The record is from RefSeq and is a predicted model, not a curated record. The annotation marks the transcript as partial. NCBI's taxonomy places the organism in Eukaryota, Metazoa, Mollusca, Gastropoda, Lottiidae. The transcript has a single exon.
AUGGCAAGAGAAAGUUUUGAAAAUUACCCUGGUAAUGUUGAGACAUCACCUGUCUUAUCUGCACCAGGAUCUGUAGCAGGACCAGGUUCAGUACAAGGACCAGGAUCUGUCCAGGGGCCAGGAUCAGUACAACCUCCAGGUUCUGUACAUGGACCAGGCUCUGUUCAUGGUCCAGGUUCAGUACAUGGCCCUGGGUCUGUUCAUGGGCCAGGCUCUGUUCAUGGACCUGGCUCUGUGCAACCUCCUGGAUCAGUUCAUGGUCCCAACUCGGUA